This is a messenger RNA of Apaloderma vittatum (bar-tailed trogon), 1201 nucleotides long. It is a transcript of the gene MAP2K2, whose product is annotated as mitogen-activated protein kinase kinase 2. Gene Ontology annotation, molecular function: protein kinase activity; ATP binding. The record is from RefSeq and is a predicted model, not a curated record. NCBI's taxonomy places the organism in Eukaryota, Metazoa, Chordata, Aves, Trogoniformes, Trogonidae. The annotation marks the transcript as partial. Gene Ontology annotation, biological process: protein phosphorylation. The transcript has 10 exons.
AGGGCAAACUUGGUGGACCUUCAGAAGAAGCUCGAGGAACUGGAGCUGGACGAGCAGCAGAAGAAGCGCCUGGAAGCUUUCCUCACACAGAAAGCCAAAGUGGGCGAGCUGAAGGAUGAUGACUUCGAGAGGAUCUCUGAAUUGGGGGCUGGCAAUGGUGGCGUGGUCACCAAAGUGCAGCACAAACCCUCAGGGCUCAUUAUGGCACGGAAGCUGAUUCAUUUAGAAAUCAAACCAGCCAUCAGGAAUCAGAUUAUCCGAGAGCUGCAGGUGCUGCACGAGUGUAACUCCCCGUAUAUCGUGGGUUUCUAUGGAGCCUUCUACAGCGAUGGAGAGAUCUCCAUCUGCAUGGAGCACAUGGAUGGCGGCUCUUUGGAUCAAGUGUUGAAAGAAGCCAAAAGAAUUCCCGAGGAGAUUUUGGGGAAAGUCAGUAUAGCGGUUCUGAGAGGCUUGGCAUAUCUGAGAGAAAAGCACCAAAUCAUGCACAGAGAUGUGAAGCCUUCUAACAUCCUGGUUAAUUCUCGAGGAGAGAUUAAGCUGUGUGAUUUCGGGGUCAGCGGUCAACUCAUUGACUCCAUGGCAAACUCUUUUGUGGGAACUCGGUCCUACAUGUCUCCCGAGCGGUUGCAGGGCACCCACUACUCGGUCCAGUCGGACAUCUGGAGCAUGGGUCUGUCGUUAGUGGAGCUGUCUAUCGGAAGGUACCCAAUCCCCCCGCCAGACUCCAAGGAACUGGAAGCAAUAUUUGGCCGUCCUGUGGUGGACGGGGCAGAGGGAGAGUCUCACAGCAUCUCGCCGCGGGCCAGGCCCCCAGGACGCCCCGUCAGUGGCCACGGGAUGGACAACCGGCCUGCGAUGGCCAUCUUUGAACUGCUGGAUUAUAUAGUUAAUGAGCCACCUCCCAAGCUACCGAAUGGAGUUUUCACGCAAGAUUUCCAGGAGUUUGUAAAUAAAUGCUUAAUUAAAAACCCAGCAGAACGGGCAGAUCUGAAGAUGCUGAUGAGUCACACCUUCAUCAAACGCUCGGAAGUGGAGGAGGUGGAUUUUGCCGGCUGGCUCUGCAGAACGCUGCGCUUGAACCAGCCCAGCACGCCCACCCGCGCUGCCAUCUGAGGGCCGAGCCACCGGUGUCAGUACCUCUGCCUCUGUCACCAUUUCCUCUCCUGCCCUACAUGACAGAACUGCCCCCCUUCCUUCUCCC